This is a messenger RNA of Colletotrichum truncatum, 171 nucleotides long. RefSeq lists its product as uncharacterized. NCBI's taxonomy places the organism in Eukaryota, Fungi, Ascomycota, Sordariomycetes, Glomerellales, Glomerellaceae. The record is from RefSeq and is a predicted model, not a curated record.
AUGAGCCCAGCGUUAUUCUUUCGGAAUAACGUCGUUUUACCCAUUAUUCUACUCGUCUGUCAAUUUUCUAUUGAUUCACGAAUUUUUGCGAUUUUAUUCGCUUUAUUUACCCUUCUGUGCGAUUUUCUCGCUUUCUUUCCUUCCUCUUCGCUGACGAAUUUCACUUUCUGA